AUGAAGAUGAUGGUCAUGGAGUUUCGGGGGGUCACCUUUCUCUUUCGGAGUGGGUUUCCGCUCCUGGGUACCGGCACCGCCCCCGCCAAUUUCUGCUCAAUCAAUGACGCCUCCUCGACGAAAGAGCCCAAGACGGUCAGGAGUACACUCGCAAACGGCAUUUCAUCAACGGGCCCUGGUCCGAACAAAUCAGGGGGAAAUGAACCGGAACCAGAUUCGCGAUGUGCGCCUGACACUUUGAAUGAACCCAAAAGCGACCGAGUGGACUCCCUCUGUCUUGGUAUCAAGCGCAUAUACCGUAAUGGGUUUCAUGCAAAGAAACAUCUGGCAGUUGAAGUCAGCGCAAAUGGGCGCAGUGUGUUGCCCACCCAAGCUUGGGAUCGUCAAGACCCCAAGAUCGGGCCUCCCGGCCAUUCGCUGGGCGAUGAAAGGUUUCAUUCUCAGGAGCGGCAUGACACUAAAACAUACGAUGAGGAUAGCAGUACAAGAGCCCACAGGGCAUGCAGUCUUGUUAGUACAAGCCUCGGAAUUGCAGAAGACACGAAGGAAAGGUGGGUAGAGCGCAGGCUCGAUCGACCUGGCAUGAGUUCGGGUCUACUCGUUUACUACCGAGAUUUUAGUGGCAACGUGCCUCUACAACCUGGAUGGCAUCUCUACAAGAUGCGUCAGAUGAUGGUCACCACCCUUCACAGAUUGUCAUCUGCCACGGUCCAAAGAUCGAACAGGAUGGAUCUUCCCCAUGCUCAUCAGGCUUUCAGCGUGGACAUGGACGCACGCUCCAAAGAUGCCCUGAUUGGCUUUAGACGACAUGCAGCCGCGGAAGCAUCGACAUGUCAUGUGAAGAGAGGCUGCCUGGGAUAG
Molecule: messenger RNA, 861 nt
Organism: Plenodomus lingam JN3
Lineage: Eukaryota; Fungi; Ascomycota; Dothideomycetes; Pleosporales; Leptosphaeriaceae
Source: RefSeq, a predicted model, not a curated record